Molecule: messenger RNA, 588 nt
Organism: Nasonia vitripennis (jewel wasp)
Lineage: Eukaryota; Metazoa; Arthropoda; Insecta; Hymenoptera; Pteromalidae
Exons: 1
Coding region: 1-588 (195 amino acids)
Source: RefSeq, a predicted model, not a curated record
AUGGAUCGUCUGUCGGCUGUGGCGAAAACUGUGUCGGGGUGGGCCUCUGAUAACGUUUUGCAUCUUAAUACUGGUAAGACUAAGGCAAUAAUUUUUGGAUCGGAAUAUAAUAUUAAUCAACUGCAAGGGUUGAACUUGCCUGGUGUUGAGGUGCAGGACGGCAUCUUUGUCCCAUUUGUCGAUACGGUAACUAACCUUGGUGUGGUCAUGGACUCUAAAUUAACAUGGAAAGCGCAAGUUGAUGCGGUUAGCCGAAAGGUUAACAGAACCCUUUAUGGACUAAGGUCCUUUAGAUCCUGUACCACCGAGGCGUUGCGCAAGCAGCUGGCAUCCGCCCUUGCUGUUUCCCACCUAGAUUACUGCUCUAUAGUGUACCUUGAUGUGUCAGAGGAGCUCCAGACACGACUGCAGAGAUUGCAGAAUGCAUGUGUGCGCUACGUGUGUGGUGCUGGGAGGCGCGAGCAUAUUACUCCCUACAGGAAGAAACUGGGCUGGUUGAAUAUUAAGGAAAGAAGGGCAUACUUUGCAGCAGUACUAGUGUACAAAGCCUAUUGUAUGGGGCAGCCGCCGUACCUCGCGGCCCUUUAA